AUGGAGUCUCAGGUGGGGGGGGGCCCGGCCGGCCCGGCCCUGCCCAACGGGCCACUCCUUGGUACAAAUGGAGCCACUGACGACAGCAAGACCAACCUCAUCGUCAACUACCUGCCCCAGAACAUGACCCAGGAUGAAUUCAAGAGUCUCUUCGGCAGCAUUGGCGACAUCGAGUCCUGCAAGUUGGUUCGGGACAAGAUCACAGGGCAGAGCCUUGGCUACGGGUUUGUGAACUAUUCUGACCCCAAUGAUGCAGACAAAGCCAUCAACACCCUCAACGGCCUCAAAUUACAGACGAAGACCAUCAAGGUUGGUGCCUCCUUCUCCAAUCCCUCCACGACUGCCCACCCCAACUGA
Molecule: messenger RNA, 357 nt
Organism: Piliocolobus tephrosceles (Ugandan red Colobus)
Lineage: Eukaryota; Metazoa; Chordata; Mammalia; Primates; Cercopithecidae
Product: ELAV-like protein 3
Exons: 2
Coding region: 1-357 (118 amino acids)
Cellular component (GO): ribonucleoprotein complex; nucleus
Molecular function (GO): mRNA binding
Source: RefSeq, a predicted model, not a curated record